AUGGAAAAAUUACUUCACGCUAGUAAAGAUCAAAUCAAUGCCGUCAGUGAAUUCACGUUGAACAUGUUGAAGAAAAAGAUACCUUUAUCACCGCCCACCGUUGCCAAACUCAAGAAAUAUAGAGUAAUGUUGAGAGAGUUGGGUAAACGGAGGAACUCUUUAAGAAAGCGGCGUCAAUUACUUGUGAAUCAAACAGGCGGUAGCUUUUGGAGUGGUAUGAACGACGCGUUCUGUCAGUGUUUUAAGAGAUCAUGACUGUCACCGUGCAAGAGGGUAUAAACGAAGUGGACACGGGUAUAAAGUUUGAUUUGCAAUUCAACUACGACGACGACGACAGUGACUAUAAGGAUUCAACCGAGUGUAGACUCACAAUAACUCAACUGUUUCGGUGGUUGCGUAUGCGUGUGGUGGAGCCCUUGUGGCGAUUAUGGAGACGUUCUUAAUGGUGAAACCCGAUGAGUUUCGAGCUUUGGUAGAUUAUUACAAGGGAAAAAUUACUGAAAGUACUCUUCUGGACAAAGCCGCACGCGUGGCCGCUGAAGCAAAACUGUUAUUAGAAGAUACAUCUACUCCUGCUGCUUUAAAAGAACCUGUGGUAAAAGAAUUGUUAAUGCAAGAACGCAAGCUUACUGACAAAUUGAGACAGAUUCCUAUCGCCGGUGGUGUAGAACCUCCACCUCGAGACGAUGAUGGUAAUCUCAUGGAGGGGUUGCAAGAGGGAUUGUUAAAAGAACUCAUUAAAUCCAUAAAUAUGAGGGGACAAGCCGCCGUACCUGAGAUGACACUCAAGAGGGAACCUGUCACACCUGUGGGGAUCAAGAACGAACCCGUCACCCCUGCGAAACCGGGAACGUCUAAGAUUCCUUUUCUCACAGCUCCAUCCCAAAAGAUACAAAAAACGAAACGAAAACUUCCUGUUCCCACACCGCAAAAGCAUCGCACGGAGUUGGAACGACUCAAAGAAUUUGGUAACUGGGAACCUUGGGAAAGAGAGAGGUUACGACCCAUAUCAAGUGUUUGA
Pocillopora meandrina is the source of this 1021-nucleotide messenger RNA. NCBI's taxonomy places the organism in Eukaryota, Metazoa, Cnidaria, Anthozoa, Scleractinia, Pocilloporidae. The record is from the annotation of a GenBank genome assembly.